This is a messenger RNA of Dreissena polymorpha, 1892 nucleotides long. RefSeq lists its product as uncharacterized. The record is from RefSeq and is a predicted model, not a curated record. NCBI's taxonomy places the organism in Eukaryota, Metazoa, Mollusca, Bivalvia, Myida, Dreissenidae. Gene Ontology annotation, molecular function: protein binding. The coding region runs from base 14 to 1612 and encodes 532 amino acids. The transcript has 4 exons.
ACUGGCAGUCAAGAUGGUUUACAUAAAAUCGAUCGCUCAUAUUGUGAUUGUGUUCCUUCUCUUUGGAACAAUUGAAGCAUCGGAACCAACGUGUUUGUCACGUUUUGAUUACGACGAGAAAAUGCUGCUCAAGAUACUGAGAUUUGAAGACACCCUUGAGAAGUUCGACAAGAAGAUUACCAACAUUAUGGAUACAUUGGAAGAUAACGAAAAAAAGAGGAACAAUGAGACAAAGACGACAGUGGAUGAAGCAAAACUCAACAUGAAGCAGGCAUUGGAAGAGAUAAAUCAAAACAAAAAUGUUCUAAUGAACGACUCAAGAAAUCUCCAAACGCAGUUGCGGGAAGUAGAAACACUGAAGGCUCAGAUGAUAACAUAUCUUGACAGGCUGAAAAACGCUACAAAAGACAAUGCUGCUAUAGCGUUCACAGUCAGUGGAGGUCCGCUGGAUACCCCCUUUCGAUUCAGUACCGUCCUAACCAACAUUGGUGGCUCGUAUGAACAGUCUACAGGAUAUUUCACGUGCACUGUUCCUGGGCUGUACUUCUUCACUUUCCAUUUGGUAAAGAAGCGAAAAUCUCCACUAAUAGAUUUAUGCGGCUGUAGCCUCGGGAAAAACGCAAAUUCUGUCGGAAUUAAGGCAUUCAUAGACCCAAGCGGGGAGGCAGACUACGGUAGCUACGGCGUGAGCAACGGUGCAUACCUGUACCUUAACAAAUGGGACACGGUCCAAUUGGUCGACUGUACGCCGUCAGAUUCGUUUGAGAGCUGGUCUUCGUUCAGUGGAGUUCUCGUCAAGGCUGACAAUGCUGCUAUAGCGUUCACAGUCAGUGGAGGUCCGCUGGAUACCCCCUUUCGAUUCAGUACCGUCCUAACCAACAUUGGUGGCUCGUAUGAACAGUCUACAGGAUAUUUCACGUGCACUGUUCCUGGGCUGUACUUCUUCACUUUCCAUUUGGUAAAGAAGCGAAAAUCUCCACAAAUAGAUUUAUGCGGCUGUAGCCUCGGGAAAAACGCCAAAUCUGUCGGAAUUAAGGCAUUCAUAGACCCGAGCGGGCAGGCAGACUUCGGUAGCUACGGCGUGAGCAACGGUGCAUACCUGUACCUUAACAAAGGGGACACAGUCCAAUUGGUCGACUGUACGCCGUCAGAUUCGUUUGAGAGCUGGUCUUCGUUCAGUGGAGUUCUCGUCAAGGCUGACGGUGCGGCUAUAGCGUUCACAGCCAGUGGCCCGAUAGAUUACCCCGUUCGAUUCGGCACCGUCCUCACCAACAUUGGUGGCAACUAUAAUCAGAAUACAGGGAGCUUCACUUGCGCUGUUCCAGGGCUGUAUUAUUUCAGUUUCCAUUUGGUGAAGAUGAGAGCCGAACCUAGAGUAGAUAGGUGUGGAUGUAGCCUCGGCAAAAACGCUGUCUCUGUUGGGAUACACGCAUCCAUAGAUCCGCAAGAUCCGGGUGCAGAUCCGGGUGCAGACAUCGGUAGCUAUGGCGUAAGCAACGGGGCGUACAUAAUCCUCUUUAGAGGGGACACAGUCAAACUGGUUGACUGUUCGUCGUCUAACACUUUUGAGAGCUGGUCUUCGUUCAGUGGGGUUCUCCUCAAGGCUUACUAGCUUUUCCGUUUUGACGCUUAUGUGCAAGUGUUAUUGCUUUUGAACAAUUCACAAACAAUUCGUUCUGAAAAUACAUGUACUUGAGUCACUGACUGUUAGAGUAUGUGCCCAGUAGCAACCUUAUGACUUCCUUUGCGUGUUGUGUAUUUUUGUUUAAACCGUCUUUCUUUAUAUAUCAUUUAAAAUAGUUAAAAUAGCAGUACAAGUGAUACAUAUAGCAAAUACACCAAAUAUCAUUAUGAUAAUAUCUAUGACAUUGAUUACAAAUAACCAAAAGUUA